CUAUUAAGCACUGGGAGCUGUUCUUGGUGCUGAAACCACAUCUUGAUGCUGGGAGGGAGCUAUGAGCAGCCUGCUGCAUCCCUCUGUCUGAAACACACAGGAAGCAUUGAUAAAUAUGGCAUCUCCAAGGAAUUGUUGUCUUGCAAGAUGCUUGUCCAUGUUCUUUUUAAUCCUCCUAAUGUCCUUUGCUGAUGCUGCAUCUUUUCAAUACUAUCAAGUGCCCCAACAAGAACAGGAUUACAGAGUAAAAAGCAUUCAAAGGCUGCCUAGCCCAGACAUGCUAAAGGCAUUGGAGUAUAUUGAAAACCUCAGGAAACAAGCAAGCAGAACGGAAAGUAUCCCAGACUAUCCCUCCUAUCAAGGCGCACCAUACCUUUCAGAGCUGAAAGACACCAAUGUACAGACACUUUCGCCAGACAGUGCCAAAAACCCCUCCAUAGAUGAUGAGUCCGAAUGGAUGAGAGCCAUGUUGGAAGCCCUAAUGCAAGCAGAAAAAGAAGCUAAAAUAUCUCCCCAAGAAAAAAGCAAGACAUUCAGUGGCAUUAUGGACAAAAACAUUCCCGCAGAGUUGAUUGAGGACUAUGAAUCAAACAAGUGGCCAGAGAAAAGACCUAAAAGUGGCAAGUACCCUGCAAAGUACUACGAGGAUUACUCUAGAGACAGCCCUUUGAAGCGUACUAAUGAAAUUGUGGAAGGUCAAUACACUCCUCAAAAUCUAGCUACAUUGCAGUCUGUCUUCCAGGAACUAGGGAAAUUAAAAGGUCAAGGCAAUCAUAAAAGAGACCGUCUUGAAGAUGACCAGAAACUUUAUAAAGACGAUGAGGAUGACCUCUAUAAAGCCAACAAUAUCGCAUAUGAAGAUGUGGCUGGAGGGGAAGACUGGAAUCCAAUAGAGGAGAAGGUUGAGAGUCAGACUCAAGAGGAACUGAAAGAGAGCAAGGAAGAGUUGGAAAAAACAGAUGAUAUGGAGGAGGAGAUGAAACGAUCUGGACUCCUUGGUUUACAGGAGGACGACUCAGAGAAAGAUAAUAAAGAGCUAGAAUCUGAGAAUUUGUCAAACCUGAUGAACUACUACUUAAGGUCAGUGAUGAACAGAAUGGAAAAGGGUAAACAAAAUGCAGAGAAACGAUCAGCAAAGUACUCAGGAAAAGACCUGGACCCUGAUGCUAUUUAUCAACUUAUAGACAUAUCUAGAAAUUUACAAAUCCCACCUGAAGAUCUUAUUGACAUGUUGCGGGAUGAUGAUGGCAGGAAGUAUGGUGGAAGACUAGAAUCCGAGAAGGAAAUAGAGGUGCCUGAUGAUUUGGAUGAAAUAUCUGAAACCACAGUGGGAAAGGUGGAUGUAAUUAAAAACAAGCAGGGUUUUGUCAAGCAACCAUCAAGUUCCUCAUUGCCUAAUAUUCCUGAAGACCUGACAAUGGAGGAUAUGAUGGCUCUCUUAGGUGCAGAAAAGUUGCCGAAUAAAAAACCUGGCUUUCUCAAUCAGUUCCAUCAAAAAAAUGGUAUGUCAAGAUCUUAUUCAAUGCUAAGCAGACCUAAAGGACACAAAACUUGGCUGAAUGACUUUGAUAAGAGGCAAAUGGAGUAUGAGCCAAGGUCCGACAAGGAGGAAGAUUUAGCAGAAUACAUGGUAAAGAUGCUUACCAAAUACCCAGAACUGCUGGGAAACAACCAAAACAAAAAGUUAGCAUCCCUCUACCCACCAGGAGAUAUGCAGGAGCUUGAAAAGCAGUAUGAGAAGGCAUUGAGGGGUUAUCUCAACCUGAGAGGUCUCCAGGACUUAGAGACUUUGUCCAAGGAUAACAGAAGGCUCCAUACAGCCAGGGAGAGUGACGACACACAGAGCAAACCGUAUCCUGAUGAGGACAUGCUUAUGAAGGUCUUAGAAUACCUGAACCAAGAAAAAGCAGACAAAGUGAGAGAUCACAGUGUAAAAAGAUCUAUAGAAAAUAUGUAGCCUGUUUGUGUUAACCACUUAUCUGUAAAUUCUAUUUAUUUCCUUUCUUGGUUUGUUCUAGCUUUGACUAAGGUGGACAGAACUACAGUAUCUGUUCCACUACUGGGCAUGAUCAUCUGAUUUUCCAGUUAUGGGGUACACAAAUACAUUUUAUUUUUACAUGUCCAUUUCCAUGGCGACCUUGUUUUUGAUACUUAAUGAAAAAUGAAUAGUUUACAAACGCUGAAGGUUCUUUUUCCUGAAGUUUAGGAUGAUCAGUUGAAGAUUUGUACUGUUUGGAGAAUCAUUGUUUAUGUAAUGCUGAAGUUGUUAAGUCCAUGCUAAGCUCUAUAAGGAACAACAGCUGUUCUGCUAUCUAACAGUAAAGUAGUCUUAUUGUAUAGAAGUGAUGCAUUAACAGCUUUGUGCAUUGCGGAAGCUAGAUGGUUGGGGGACAUGUUUAACUCAUGGAACUGACCAUAUCUCUUCAAAAUGCUUGUUGCAUCAUUACAAAGUGAUGCUUUCUAAUUAAAGUGUGUCCAUUUAAUUUCAGCAACAUUAUUUUAAUUCCUUUAAUUUAGUCUUCUGAGCAAAUACCGUAAUUACCUAUUAUAUUUUAUAUUUUGUUAUGUAAUUACACAUUUAAUUGAGAGUACACUUAGAUCAGUAGAAAGACUCAGCUCUAUCGAGUUCAAUCUUCUAACCAUCCAAGUUUUUGCCCUUAAUCUGAAAUAGGUAAAUUGUCAUAUUCCAAUCAUAUUCUUUAGGGAAGCUUCUAAAGACAGAAAGUGUACAUUAUUAGUUCAUUAAUUCAAUUAGUAACUAAGAUGGCAACAUUGCCCCUGAGAAAAUACAUGCCUGAUAUAUCAGAAUCUUUAAUCUAUCUAAUGUCACUGCCAAAGAUGUCAUAUUUUCUUAAUAAGUGCCAAAUAUGGACUUAACACAUUCGUAAACAUUGUACUUCCCAUCCUUCUGCUUGUUAAAAUAUUGUGCUUACUGUAGCUCUACUUAAAGCAGGAAAGGUAAAGGAAGUAUGACUUAUUCAGUGAAUGAAAGAUAUCACACAAAGUUCCAUUUACAAACAUCUAGAAUUAUGACCAGAUUUGGCACAUCAACAUCGGAUGAAGCUGGGCCAACAAAUGUGCCAUAAAUGUCCUGUUAUGUAACUUAAUCCUUGCUUCUAUUACAGAUGAGUUCGUUUGUAGAGCUCCUCGAUGGGGCAUUUGUCUAUACUGCAAGCUGUACUAUCAUAUUGCUAUGUGGUACUAGAAGCAUUGCUAUAUACAUCUGUUGUUAGAUGACUGUAGCAACACACACGUUAUUAGCAGUACAACACACACAAAACAGCACUAGUAAGAACUAUUUAAAUCACAAAUUUAAUUUAAUGAGGUGAUGAAAACACAAUAAAAAUAAUGAUAUUGAGUCUUAAUAUGUUCCAAAUAUUAGGGCUACUUCAGCAGAGAUCUCACCACAUGUUCAUCAUUUUUGCAUUGCUUUGAUUGUCCAGCUUCUGCAUAGGGCCGUUUUGUCGUUCUCUGUGCAGGCGGAAUGUUGCCAUACUUGGCUACUCCAGUAAGUCACAGUCACUUUAAGCCAUCUGCUUAAAACAUGUAUUAUGAAUACAGCACAUUCAAUUUCACAGAUUACACGUCUACUAACAUUCCUGAGAGCAUUUUCCUUUGA
Pelobates fuscus (common spadefoot toad) is the source of this 3619-nucleotide messenger RNA. It is a transcript of the gene SCG2, whose product is annotated as secretogranin II. The transcript has 2 exons. Gene Ontology annotation, cellular component: secretory granule. Bases 116 to 1957 code for a protein of 613 amino acids. NCBI's taxonomy places the organism in Eukaryota, Metazoa, Chordata, Amphibia, Anura, Pelobatidae. Gene Ontology annotation, biological process: angiogenesis; eosinophil chemotaxis. Gene Ontology annotation, molecular function: cytokine activity; chemoattractant activity. The record is from RefSeq and is a predicted model, not a curated record.